Musa acuminata AAA Group (dessert banana) is the source of this 776-nucleotide messenger RNA. Its product is annotated as dolichol-phosphate mannose synthase subunit 3-like. Gene Ontology annotation, biological process: GPI anchor biosynthetic process. The transcript has 4 exons. NCBI's taxonomy places the organism in Eukaryota, Viridiplantae, Streptophyta, Magnoliopsida, Zingiberales, Musaceae. Gene Ontology annotation, cellular component: dolichol-phosphate-mannose synthase complex; endoplasmic reticulum membrane. Bases 154 to 423 code for a protein of 89 amino acids. The record is from RefSeq and is a predicted model, not a curated record.
UAUAUACCCGGGUUCUAGAAGGUGAGAUCUGUCUUCUUCCUCCCUCAUCUUUUCAUCGCAGUGAGCGGCGACGACCGCAAGCGCGCUACUGGCGGGAUUCAGCGAGAGCCGCAGGCUGCAGGUAACUGCAUCGAAUUGAAUGCUACACUGAAAAUGAAGCACAUUCUGAAGAUCAUGGCUUUGCUGGUGGCUGUUGCUGGCAUUUGGAUCAGCUUACUAGAAACAUCAGUAGUUCCUCGUAGCUACACUUGGUUGCUGCCAGUUUAUCUAGUUGUUUCAUUAGGAUGCUAUGGUCUUCUCAUGGUCGGAGUAGGCUUGAUGCUGUUUCCAACAUGUCCCCAGGAAGCUUCACUACUGCAAAAGGAUAUCAUUGAGGCCAAAGAAUUCUUGAAAAGCAGGGGAGUAGAUGUUGGUGCUGAUUAAAGUGGAUUUCAUACUCUGAAGUUGUUUGCCAUAUGAAUUAUCACUGAUCCAAUCAUGAGACUCAUAAAAGCAGUGAACCAGAAAUCUCCCCUCUCCUCCAUUUGUCAAUGCAUACAGAUUGCAGCUUGGAUUCCUUCCAUGGGCUUUUUGUUAGAAGACAAUAGUCAUUUCUUCCGUUUCCUGUUACAUUACAUGCCAGAAUGUGAACCAGAAAUUUUGAUGACCUUUGUGAUCUGCCGGUUUAUGGAUCUGGCAUUUGGGGAAAUUUCCAUUUAUUUUAUUAAUUGGACACUUGUAUCUCUUGAAAUUUUGUUAAUUUUGUUUGAACAUUAUUAUUAUUAUUAUUCUUACAA